This is a messenger RNA of Kwoniella botswanensis, 2127 nucleotides long. RefSeq lists its product as uncharacterized. Lineage: Eukaryota; Fungi; Basidiomycota; Tremellomycetes; Tremellales; Cryptococcaceae. The transcript is spliced from 7 exons. Bases 1 to 2127 code for a protein of 708 amino acids. Gene Ontology annotation, molecular function: DNA-binding transcription factor activity, RNA polymerase II-specific; RNA polymerase II cis-regulatory region sequence-specific DNA binding; zinc ion binding. Gene Ontology annotation, biological process: DNA-templated transcription; regulation of transcription by RNA polymerase II. The record is from RefSeq and is a predicted model, not a curated record. Gene Ontology annotation, cellular component: chromatin.
AUGGCUGAAGCAAGUACAAGUCAGUCACCUACCCAGCAGAUACAGCAACUACAGCAACUACAGCAACCACAACAGCCGCAACAGCAGCAGAUAUCUCCUCAAGCUGUUCACAUAUCACCUCAACCUCCAACUCCGUUACAUCCCUUUCAAUGUACCGUCUGCCUGCGGAGGUUCACAAGACAUGAGAACCUCAAACGACAUGCGCACCGACAUCGUAAACCCGAGGAGGAAGUCAAAUAUGCCUGUAAUCACUGUAACAAGGUGUUUGCGAGGAGUGAUCUGCGUAGAAGACAUAUAAGGAAACAGCAUCCUGAAUUCGCUCCUAGUCCACUCCCGUCCCAGAGAUCCAAUAGUCAAAGCAAUAUCAAUGCGAUCGGCAAUACCGAUAUCAGCCCAAUCUCAAUAACGCAUAAAAAUGUUCCUUUGCCAAGUACCAACUGUGCUGAUCCUCAGGGGGACGCCCGCCAGCCUAAUCAUUCCUUCAGUUCUGAUCUUGGUCAGAUGGAUUCAUCAUUUGUGCCUACCACCUCAGGGCAGCAUGAACGAACGGGUUUAGAAUCAGGUUCCGAUACGUCCAAAGGUUAUCAGGUUCCGCCAUCUUUCGAUAUCGAGUCUCUUCUCACUUCUAGGUUAUCUGAAGCUACUGCUAAUGCAGCUAUGAGCGGUAUGAAUCUGAGUGGUUUAUCGCCCGAUUUUACAUACGAUCGUCGACAUAGUACCGUCGGUCCCCGCACAUCCCCUCCUUCAUCGUUCACCACCGAGAUCUUCAUAUCUCAAUCAACGAUCGAAAACGGUAUAUCAUUAUAUUUCGAGAAGAUCGCUGGCUUCUUUCCAUUCAUACAUCAACCCACAUUCGAACUUGCCACCACACCUGAAUACCUCUUGAUGGCCAUGCUAUGCGUGAGCUUACAGUUCACUCAAAGUCAGCCGAACCCUACUUCACCUACUGAGGCUGUCGAGGAAAGUGGAUACAAAUUAGCGAAAUACUGUUUUUAUAGGAGUUGCAGAUUGUUAGAUUCAGUGGAACAGAACGAAGAUGAUAGUCGAGGUGGAUUGAAGUUGUUUAUGAUUCAGGCGUACCUUUUGUUGGAAGUUCAUGCGUUAUGCUUUGCAAGAGGGUCUGAGAGUUCUUGGGGUUUGAGGUUCCACCAUCGAUUGACUGAGCUCGCUCGUGUUGGUGGAUUAGGCGACCCAUACCCUCCUCAACAGGUAGAUAAAGGGGAUUUGAAUGCGUUAUGGCGGCAGUUUAUCAAAGCUGAAAGUCACAAGAGAACCCUCUACGCAGCAUACCAUCUUGACACUCUAUGGUAUCACACCCUAUCCGUCCCACGAGGUAUAUCCCAUCUCGAGAUCAAAUUGGAUUUACCGUGUCCAGAGGCAGCUUGGACUGUCAACUCAGCUGCCGAAUGGGCGUUUUACGGUCUUGUCAACGAACAAAUGCAGAAUCCGACCAGAUACCUAAACGCUAUAAGGAUAUGUUUGGCACCGGAGGCAGCUGAGAAAGUAUCUUCACUUGAUACGUAUGGCUGUCUUGCAUUGAUCCUCUAUCUAAUUAGCGGUGUGAGGGAAAUGUCGGGCUGGUCAACUGUCACUGGGAAAGUACCUAUCGAGCGAUUCGAGGCGUUAUACGCUUCUUUGGUAGCUUUCGAAUCGAUCGUACAAAAACAAGAUGAUUAUUCGCCACUAUUCAUCUUGAUGAAAGCUACUUGGCAUAUGGCAAUGAUCGACCUGCUCCUUUGGUCUCCAUCACACACCAAUGGAGUAGUCGAGAUCAACCUGGAAGCUGCUUUAGCGGCAGUUGCAAGACUCAGUAAUUCAGCUAUCACAUUUUCCUCGUCCAGCGUGGCUGCCACGGUUGAUCAUCACUUACGAUGGUUUCUCACUUACCUCGACAAAACUCAGGAUGUGACGAAGGAAGCGCCGUGGAUGGCCAUAUACUCCUUCAAAGCGGUUUUAAUCGCUUAUCAACAAGUUUCGUCUGGAAACAAUGAUCCAUUGGAUACCUUGGGUUUAUCCAAUUCGGAUGAUAUGCUAGAGUGGAUCAAAGGGAUAUUCGAAAAGAGGUCGUAUUGGUCUGUAGGGAAGAUAGUAUUGGAUAGUUUGGGAGAACUGGACCAUGAUAAUUAG